Messenger RNA from Musca domestica (house fly), 1784 nucleotides. Its product is annotated as zinc finger protein 676-like. Bases 806 to 1780 code for a protein of 324 amino acids. Gene Ontology annotation, biological process: regulation of transcription by RNA polymerase II. The transcript has a single exon. Gene Ontology annotation, molecular function: RNA polymerase II cis-regulatory region sequence-specific DNA binding; DNA-binding transcription factor activity. The record is from RefSeq and is a predicted model, not a curated record. Lineage: Eukaryota; Metazoa; Arthropoda; Insecta; Diptera; Muscidae.
UAGGUGUGUCUGGUUACUUUCCCUGCAGGAAUUGUCCAGCAACAUCUUUCUGAGAGAGUAAGGUAGUUUUAUUCUCUUUUGCAAGGAAAUUGCGAAAAGUAAACAGACGGUAUUCCUGCACAAGCUUGCAACUAAUCAGCUGAUUUGUCAAAACAAACCAAUUUGUCCCCCUUUAAAAGAAUUAAACGAAAGGAACCACCACCAAUUUCACAAGUUUUAUAAAUAAAAAGGAAAUUGGCAAUAAAAUAAAAGUAUGAGCAAUAAAAGGAAGAUAGAUUUGAUGUGUUCCGCGGAAUCCUUUAAACCAGUUGCUAAUGGCAUUUGUCUAAAAAUGUUGGAAAUAGUCUUUUAUUUUCUUAUAACAUAUUAAUAUUUAUGUUUUUCACAUUUUGUAAAGUUGUUCUCCAAAAACAAUUAGUCUUGUUAAUUCCAAAACAAUAUUUUCAAAUUAAAAGCACAAAAAGAAAUAAGUAAACAAUAGAAAACAUCUGAUUGAAUGUCGAUGAAUGAGAAGAAGAAGAGUUGCAAGAGAUUGCAGGAAGAAAUUUUUCCAGCAAGAAUUUGCAAACUCUCACUGAAAGAACUGUCAAAAUUUCUCUCUCCAACCGCUCUCUUUUGCAGAACUUUUGGGUUAACAGACGACUUCCAGUAACAAUUUGUAACAAUUGUUACAAACUUUAAGGUAACCAGACAUACCUAUUGUGUUAAGUUGCGACGUUACAAAACAAUUGAGCAACGCAAGGCAGCGGAAAGAAACAAAAUUGUACCUGGCUGGUAUUUUAAGCAAUUGGCAUUUUUGCAGCCAAUGAUGGAUCAUUUUACAAUAACCAAACUGGAUUCACAGCGGACAAAUCUGACAAAGGAGCAAAUCAUACAAAUACUUGAGAUAUACAAGAACUUCCCAGUUCUAUGGAAUACUUCAUUGGUUGAAAACGUUUGUUCCAACAAACGACAAGAGGCUCUCGAACGAAUGUUGAAGCCAAUUCACAAAGAAAUGGGCUUAAAAAUUAAUGUUAGUAUUUUGCAACAAUAUUUGGAUAGUAUUCAUGCACAUUUAUCCAAAGAGAAGACCAUGCUUCUCAAAAACAAUAAGAAUAAUGAAAACAUUUCCAUGUACUAUGAUCACAUGAAGUUUUUACACGAUCAUGUUGGGCCUUUUUGCUGUGGCAUUUGUGGGCGAAGGAAUAGAAGCCCACUUCAUUUAAAGGUGCACAUCUAUCAGAAACAUAAUCGCAACGAUCCGCUUCGAUGUCCAAUGUGUAACAAGAUUUAUCAGCAGAUGGAACCCUAUGUCGCACAUGCCAGACGCCAUAUGAAUGACUUACGGGUCGAAUGCAAGGAAUGUGGAAUGUUCAUAAGACAUGCCGAUCUGCGAGUACAUAUGUAUACUCAUACCGGAAUAAAGUCAUAUUGUUGUGAAGUAUGUGGUUCUGUAUUUACCACAGCUUCAGCGUUAGUUGAUCACAAACGUCGCCACGAAAAGCUGUAUAAAGUAUUUUGUGAAAUUUGUUCGAAGGGAUUUUACUACGAUGAAAAGUUGAGAGAACAUAUGACCACACAUACCAAUAUACGCAAUUAUGCAUGCGGUAUUUGUGGCAAGAAAUUUAAAGCCAAAAAGACACUUAAGGCACACAAAUCUACACAUGAGGAAGGCCGUAACCAUCCAUGCCCACUGUGCGGAAAAAUGUACAAGAAUAAAAUCGGCGUUUCCCAGCAUUUGAGAACACAUCGCUCAAAUGUUGGCACAAAAACGAAAUUGCAAAAUAAAACAAAAGCUUAAUUUU